GCUAAAUAUUCUACAAGUUAUUGAUACAUUAUCUUAGUGUGCUUCAUUGAGAGACAUGGUUUGGAGAGAAACAGAAUAGGCUCGAGUGCAACUACUAUCUUACAGAACCAUGUCUGCAGUGCUCAGCAACACAUGCCAGCAAACAAAAGAAAGUUCAAAAAGAAAUGAAAUUGCACGUCGACGAUGGAAGAUACUUGCACGUGCCCUUCAAAGAAGUAGUGAGGGCGAGACAAAUGAAGAUGAAGAUGUAUCUGUUCGACGCUUCACCUCAUUUCAUCUUUUCACAAUGAAAUUGUUACCAUCUUAUAAUAAUUCCACUAGCUCUGUGGCAUCAUGGUCAGAGUACUCAGUAGUCGUUGCACGUGAAAAAUAUUCCAUAUUUAUUCGCCACCCCUUUCCAAAUUUCACAGCCACAGAACUGAUGGGAUUCAAUAAUACAGGAAAUAUUUGUAUUUGGCCUUCAGAAGAAGUACUAGCAUUCUACGCACUGUGUAACUUACAACAGUUUGCUGGGAAAACAAUUCUUGAACUAGGGGGUGGCAGCACUUGUCUUGCUGGUCUUUUCCUUGCUAAAUAUUCAUCAGCUUUCAAGAUACAUCUUACUGAUGGAAAUGAAUCUGCCAUGAAAAAUGUUCAGUAUAUUGUUGAUCGUAACUUUCCACAGGGAAAUGACAGGCUUGUAUGUUCUGUAUUAGAAUGGGGAAGCUUUUGGAGGCUAGCUGUUAAUCAGCAUAUUAAGCCUUAUGACAUAAUACUGUCUGCUGAUUGUUUGUUCUUUGAUGAAGCAAGAAAUGAUUUAGUAGAGACUAUAUGGACAGUCUUGAGUGAAAAUGGGACAGCUUUUGUAAUGGCACCGCAGAGGGGUGAUACAUUUGACAAGUUUAGACAAGAGGCAAAGGCAAGGGGAUUUAUAUGUUCAAGCAAAAAGCAUUACAGUGAUCAUGUUUGGAACAGACACUUGCAGGUCAAACAAAGCUGUGAUUAUGAUGAAAAUAUCCAUUAUCCACUGCUACUUAUUUUGAAAAAGUCUAUGCCAGCAGAAAUUGGAGACCAAUUCAACCUCUAGGGAUUAUA
Messenger RNA from Schistocerca nitens (vagrant locust), 1074 nucleotides. Its product is annotated as calmodulin-lysine N-methyltransferase. The coding region runs from base 110 to 1066 and encodes 318 amino acids. NCBI's taxonomy places the organism in Eukaryota, Metazoa, Arthropoda, Insecta, Orthoptera, Acrididae. Gene Ontology annotation, cellular component: cytoplasm. The record is from RefSeq and is a predicted model, not a curated record. The transcript has a single exon. Gene Ontology annotation, molecular function: calmodulin-lysine N-methyltransferase activity.